AAAUUAGGGUUUAACAUCUCGAUCUUUUUCCGUCGCCGGCGCCGGCCAAACUAACUGUUGAUUCAGGUUACUUCAAGCAUGGUAUAUUGCGGUUAUUGUGCAAAAAACAUCAGUCAACCCGAUUAUGCGGAUGGCAAAAUAUGUUGUCCCUUAUGUGGAAGAGUUCUUGAUGAAGACAAUAUUUUAAGCGACCCUACUUUUGUCAAGGAUGCUGCUGGACAGAGCCAAUUGGCAGGAAAGAUUGUGGGUUCUGUCCAAAGUGUCUAUUCAACUUCACGAGAAAGAACACUACGUGAAGCAAAAAAGGGUAUAGAGAGCGUGAUGAGUGCAUUAGGAAUUGAUGGUGGUGAUUCAAUAGCUCAUCCAGCUUUGGCCUUCUAUAGGAUAGCAGUUGAGAGGAAUUUCACAAGGGGACGUAGGAAAGAGCAAGUUGAGGCUGCUUGUGUUUACAUUGUUUGCAGGGAAAGCAAAAAGCCAUUCCUACUCAUUGACUUUUCCGAGUACUUGAGGAUAAAUGUGUAUAUUUUAGGUGCUGUGUUCUUGCAGCUUUGCAAACUUCUAAGCAUUGUAGAUCACCAAUUUAUUCAAAAACCUGUGGAUCCUAGCCUUUUCAUUCAUCGAUUCACUGAUCGUUUAUUUGGGGGAAGGGAGCCAAAUGUUUCUAGAACUGCACUUCUCAUUGUGGCCAGCAUGAAGCGUGAUUGGAUGCAGACAGGGAGAAAGCCAAGUGGGGUAUGUGGAGCUGCACUAUACAUUGCUGCUCUUUCGCAUGGACUGAAUCGUUCUAAAUCAGAAAUUAUCAAAGUUGUACAUAUUUGUGAAGCAACAUUGACCAAGCGUUUGAUUGAAUUUGAAAACACAGAAUCUGGGAGCUUAACGAUUGAGGAGUUCAAUACAAGAGCCCAGGAGCUUGAGAAAGAAGAGAGGCUGGCCCAACAAUUUUGUUCGGGAUCAAAAGGAUCUGGGAUCACAGAAGUGCUAUGUGAACACAAAGAAAGUGUGGAGCUGCCCUUUGCUCAUGGUCUUUGUGAAAGUUGUUACAGUGAUUUUGUAACACUUUCGGGUGGGCUUGAUGGAGGAUCUGAACCUCCUGCCUUCCAAGAUGCUGAGAGGGGAAGAUUAGUGGCAAAAAAAGCUGCUGAGGAUCCAAAAUUUUCCAUGUCCAAUCAGGUGGAGAACAAUGUCACUGAGCCUGAACAGGAAGGGAACACCCAGAGUGUGACCGGGAGUAAAAAUGUCCAGAUAUCAGGGUCUGAGCAAAUAGUACAUGACAUGGAUUGUAUGGGUCCUGAUGAUCAUGAUGAAUCAGGGAGCUUCCCUGAUAUUGAUGACGUAGAGAUUGACAUUUAUCUUCUCGAUGAGGAGGCGAAGCGCUGUAAGAAGAUCAUUUGGGAAAAAAUGAACCCGGAAUAUGAGGAAAAAGCAGCUAAUGAAGCAGCUGCAUUAGCUGCAAAGAAGGCUGACGAGUUCAUUUUAGCCAACUGUUCAGAGGAUGUGCAAAAUGCACGAAGGCUUGCUGCUGCUGCUGCUAAUAAUGUUGCAGAAUCAAGAAAGGAAAAACGACAGAAAAGGGCUGCAGAACUGAAAAAGUCUGGUCCUGCUAAAACCCCUUUCGAAGCAGCGAAGCAAAUGUUAACUAGAAAGAGGCUAUGCACUAAGAUCAACUAUGAUCUGCUCGAAAAGCUUUUUGAUGAUUCUGAAAUUCUACAGAACCCAAAGAAGAGUCGAAAUGUGGAUGAUUCAACAAAUCAUAACGAGAGCAGCAAAAAUUUUCUGGAAGAAGACGAGAUUUAUGAAGAACCAUUUGUGCAGUAUGAUGAGGAUGUUGGAGGAUAUGACUAUGAUCAACACUAUGGUUAUGAUGAAUAUUGA
This is a messenger RNA of Solanum verrucosum, 1872 nucleotides long. Its product is annotated as transcription factor IIIB 60 kDa subunit-like. Gene Ontology annotation, biological process: DNA-templated transcription initiation; transcription by RNA polymerase III; transcription preinitiation complex assembly. The transcript has 20 exons. NCBI's taxonomy places the organism in Eukaryota, Viridiplantae, Streptophyta, Magnoliopsida, Solanales, Solanaceae. Gene Ontology annotation, cellular component: transcription preinitiation complex; nucleus; transcription factor TFIIIB complex. The record is from RefSeq and is a predicted model, not a curated record. Gene Ontology annotation, molecular function: RNA polymerase III type 3 promoter sequence-specific DNA binding; RNA polymerase III general transcription initiation factor activity; TBP-class protein binding. The coding region runs from base 79 to 1872 and encodes 597 amino acids.